AUGUUCCUGCUCCAAAGCUUCGUCGACCCAUACCUGACCGCCGGGGCCGCGAUCCUUUUCGCGAUCCUCUACCUCGUCCUCAGCCCGAAGAAGCCGACCCUUCCGCCGGGGACAACCCUCCCGCCAGGCCCCAAACCCAAACCCCUCAUCGGCAACCUCCUCUCGAUCCCGCCGGUGCACUCCUGGCUGGCCUUUCACGAGCUCAUCAAGGAGCACGGCCCCGUCGUCCGCCUUGCCCUCCCGGGCGGCCAGGAGCACGUCCUCCUCGGCACCGAGGCCGCCGCCAACGAACUCCUCCGUCAGCGGGGCAACAUCUACAGCGAUCGGCACUAUGCGCCGGCGUCCUCGCACUUCUUGACUGAUGAUCACAUGCUUCUACUACUACCUUACGACGAGAAAUGGCGAAACUACCGCAGGUUCUUGCAUCAGGUGACCAUGUCGCCCGUCGCGCCGCAGUAUGAAACGGAGCAGCGCAUCGAGGCGGUACGACUGAUCCGCGAUCUGAUCCGCAAGCCGCGCGGCUACGAAGUCCUCUUUGAGCGGUUCAGCGUCGGGCUGGGCAUGCGGAUCAUCUACGGCCUGCGCGCGGAGACCGGCCACGACCGCGAGGUGCGGAUGUUGCUUGACAUCGUCCACGAGCUGGAGCGCGUGGGCUCGCCCGGCGCAUACCUCGUCGACAUCUUCCCGUUACUGAAGUAUCUGCCAGAGUGGCUGGCGCCCUGGAAGAAGUACCUCCGAGCCAGGAGGCGCCGCGACGAGGAUUUCUUCCAGGAACUCAUCGACCGUAGCAAAUCGCCGUCCUGGGCGCGGACGUGGCGGGAAACUCAAGACCAGUGGGGGCUCACACGGCGGGAGGCAAAUUGGAUGCUAGGAUCUGUCUUUCAGGCUGCGGGCACAACGUCUGGGUCGGCCCUUGCGUCGUUUAUCCUCUGCGUUGUGCGGAAUCCCGGGUGGUUUGAGAGGCUUCAGGCUGAGGUCGACUCUGUUGUUGGACCGGACAGGUUGCCUACUUUUGAGGAUAUGCCUCGGCUUCCGCUUGUGAGGGCGUGCGUAAAGGAAACGCUGCGGUACUACCCGAUCACGGCCGGCGGUUUCCCUCACCGUCUAACGGAAGACGACACUUACAACGGGUAUUACUUGAAGAAGGGUACCGUGGUGCAUGCAGUGCAAUGGGCUAUCCAACGCGACCCUGAAACUUAUCCCGAUCCUGAAGCAUUUAACCCCGACCGCUGGCUGGAUCCCAAGUACCCGACAUACAAGGAACCUCUCACCGUCUAUCCAAACCUGCAGCAGUUCACGGCGUUUGGCCACGGCCGCCGGAUUUGUCAGGGGAUCAAUAUUGCUGAGCGGAGUCUCAACCUCAAGAUCGCACUGCUUGCUUGGGCUUGUAACAUUUCCCGGGCUACGGAUGGUAAUGGGAAAGAGAUCAUACCGCCACUGUAUGACUUUGCUGCGGGUUUCAAUGUGCAGCCAAAAGAGUUUGAUUUCGACCUGCAGCCCAGAAGUCAACAGCGAGUAGACUUGUUGGAGAGCGUAUAUGAGCACACGCUGAGGGAGGAUCCGUUGUUGUCAUAG
Messenger RNA from Colletotrichum phormii, 1575 nucleotides. RefSeq names its product cytochrome P450. Bases 1 to 1575 code for a protein of 524 amino acids. Gene Ontology annotation, molecular function: heme binding; oxidoreductase activity, acting on paired donors, with incorporation or reduction of molecular oxygen; iron ion binding. The transcript has a single exon. NCBI's taxonomy places the organism in Eukaryota, Fungi, Ascomycota, Sordariomycetes, Glomerellales, Glomerellaceae. The record is from RefSeq and is a predicted model, not a curated record.